CUGCCUGAGCCCUCCCCUUCCCCCGCAGGGCCUGGAGCGCGUCAUGCAGCAGUUGGCGGCGGAGGACGGCGAGGACGAGGAGGACGAAGGGCCCCCCGCCGGAGGGCUGUCUACAUGCCUCUCAUGUGGCCACUUCUCCAUCGUUGACGGAGAGGGCUGUUUUUACUGUGACGAGGAUGAAGAUGGUAGCUUCAGCUACGAGGACUGGGAGGCCUACAGUGAGCCCGAAGAGGAGAAGGCCCCAAGUGCGAGUGCGGAUACAUUCUGCGGCUUCAAGAAAUCCUUCCUUUGCAACUCCUCUGUGCCCACUCCUCUGGCCACGAAUGGUCAGGACUGCUCACUACUGAACUUUGCCCUGCCCCGAAAGCAGCAGCUGACGGCCGAGGAAGCCGAGAGGAAUGCGGAAGAGCUCCUGGCAGAGGAGGAGCGGGCCAAGAGGAAGGCCGAGAAGAAGAGGCUGAAGAAGAAGCGGCAAAAGGACAGGAAGAGGCAGGAGAAGCGAAACCAGGAAUUAGAAGCAAAGAGCCAAGCUCAACCAGAUGAAUCCUCAGGCGGGAAGCAGGGAGCCCCCGUAGCUGAUGUUCCAAAUGUGCCGGGGCCCGGGCCUCCAGAACGUGGCUCCUCCCAGGUCCCCAACGAGAGCCUGACCUCCCCAGGCUGCAGUACAGAGGAGGAGGUAGAGGAGGAGCUUGAUCUGACCAGCACGUUUGUCUCGAAAGCGCGCCUCAAAGUGAGCACCAGGCCCCCUCUGCCCAAAGAGAAGGCGGGGAAAGGGAGAACCGCCCAGCCGGAGAGGACAGAGCAGCCGGAGGCUCCGAAGCCUGGGCUCCAGAAGUCUCCUGUUGAGCAAAGCAUGGUUCUGGCAGACUGUGGGAACGAGACUGCCCAGCGUGGAGGCUACUGGGAGGCCGUGCUGCUCUUCACGGAGGCCGUCAAGUUGAACCCCCGGGAGUACAG
Messenger RNA from Gekko japonicus, 957 nucleotides. RefSeq names its product tetratricopeptide repeat domain 31 (gene TTC31). The record is from RefSeq and is a predicted model, not a curated record. The transcript is spliced from 8 exons. The annotation marks the transcript as partial. Gene Ontology annotation, molecular function: protein binding. NCBI's taxonomy places the organism in Eukaryota, Metazoa, Chordata, Lepidosauria, Squamata, Gekkonidae.